AUGGCCGGGCUGGGGCUGGACAGAGACCUGAGGCACCUGCUGAAACUGCACCGCACCGAGAUCGCCAUGGCGGUGGAUGAUGUUUUCCCGCUGCUGCACGGCCUUGCCGACCACGACAUCGUCCCUGAGCACAUCUUCAAGGAGACGCUGAGCCAGACAGAGCGAGAGGGCUCCCACCGCGCGUUCCACGCACUGCUCACCUGGCUGCUGGGCCGCGAUGCCGCUGCCGUCCGCGACUUCUGGGCUGUCCUCUUCAAGGACUACAACCUGGAGCGCUACACCCGGCUCCGGCCCCUCCACAGCGCCUUCCCCGGAGAGGUGGACCUCGGGCAGCAGUGCAGCAGCAGGUGCCCGUCCCCCAGCUCCAUGGGACCGACCCCACACAGACCCCAAGGCAAGAGAAAAGCUGAGGAGCGGGAUGGGGCCCGGGUGGCACAACCCUCACCAAGGCACACUGCCAGCCCUGGGCUCCUGGCGAAGGCAAAGACUGUGAAGAAGCCAGACAGCGCGGAUACUGCACGCACACCCCGUACCAGCGGCAGUGCCAAGGCGAGCAGCAGAGCCAGGGAUGAGCUCUGUGUCCCAGCUGCUGCAAAUGGGUCCCCAAAGAACCUUGUUUCACAGAGCAGGGAGAUGUGUGUGACCGCCCAGGGCCACCUGCCAGCAGUACCUGCGCAGAGCCGGGACGCAGCACCCUACCAGGACAACGAGGAUGAGUGUGCCGUGUGCGGGGACGGCGGAGAGCUCAUCUGCUGCGAUGGCUGUCCCAGGGCCUUCCACCUCCCGUGCCUGGUGCCCCCACUGCCUCGUGUCCCGAGUGGGACGUGGCAGUGCAGCUCAUGUGUGGCCGAGCUGGGCCGGCUGCGGGAGGCAGAAGCGGCUGCGGAGCAGCUCCCUGCAAUCCCAGAGAAGGAGGAGCACGGUGCCCAGACGGGAGGAAGCCACGGGAGCACCUGCAGCCGCUGUUUCUCCAGGAUCUCCGCACCCCAACGCUGCCCUACGCGUGACGGGGACCCCGGAGGACUGUGGCUUUGCGGCUCCUGUGUGGGCACCCCAGAAAUAGGCAGCCGGGAGAGCACCGCAGCUGCUGCUAACCACGUGCUUCAGGCAGCAAAGGGGGAAGUGCACAGCCCAGGCGCUGCGGCCACAGCCUGCGGGCCGCAAAGGAGCGGAACGAGCGCAUGAGCGCAGGUGGGGGUGACACAUCUCCUCCCACAGCUGGAGAACGGCUCAGCGAGCACAGAGCCCACGUCCAGCAGGGAAGAGCUCGAUGCCCUGCUGAGUGAGGUAAGACACAUGGAGUCCAGCCACAGCAUGUGUAUGCUGGGUACACAGGCAAGCUCCAGAGCAGUGUGGUGGACUCCGGGAAAGACGAUGAGAAAUGGGUAAAGGAGAGGGGCUGAGAACAGUGUCAAAAUGGAAACUGACAGCGCCGCUGCGGGCGAUCCCACAGGGAACCUGGGACGGGAUUCUGCAGUGGGCAUUGCAGAGCAUGGCACGGCCCCUUGCAGACACAACUGGGCUGUUUGACUAGAGCCUGCUGCAGUGAGGGAAGGCAAAGACAGCGGAGACAGAGAGGAGAGGAGAGGAGAGGAGAGGAGAGGAGAGGAGAGGAGAGGAGAGGAAUAAAAGGCCAAAUAGACACCAACUCCGUAGGGACGACAAAAC
Molecule: messenger RNA, 1668 nt
Organism: Tympanuchus pallidicinctus (lesser prairie-chicken)
Lineage: Eukaryota; Metazoa; Chordata; Aves; Galliformes; Phasianidae
Gene: AIRE
Product: autoimmune regulator
Exons: 11
Biological process (GO): humoral immune response; regulation of transcription by RNA polymerase II
Cellular component (GO): cytoplasm; nucleus
Molecular function (GO): translation regulator activity; DNA-binding transcription factor activity, RNA polymerase II-specific; DNA binding
Source: RefSeq, a predicted model, not a curated record